UGUUUAUAUAAUAUAGAUUAUAGGUGUAUCGUAUAAAGUAUAAACUAUAUUGAAAUUUGAAAUUCCUUUUUACAAAUUCUAGUUUUAACUAUAGUAAUUGAUUAAACAACAAUUUUAAUCAGAUUAUAUUGUUGAGUCGUAACCUUUAAAUUUAUUAUUAUAAUGGACGAAGAAGAAAAAGUUAUAACAACCUCUGAAGUAGAAGAAUCACCUAAGAGAGGACCAACCUUAUCUACAAGUACAAGUAGUUUCGAACGUAAUGAUCCUCAUGAUCCGAACAUAAGUUUAUUAUCAACGAAGAUGUUUCAAAAGACAUCAGAUUAUUUAUUGGGAGAACUGGAUAUAACUCUGGAAGAUUAUAAAUUGCUGGAAACAAUGAAUAAAGCAACGACACAAAAAUAUGCUUCAUACAGGCAGCUAGCAUCCGAUGUUGGAAAUCAAAUCCUGGAAUUGAAUCAAAAAUAUAAAUUGUUAGAACCCUAUCUAGCCCAAAUAGAUCAAAUAGAAGACAGUGUUUCAAAAUUAGAGCAAGCUGCAUUCAAAUUGGAUUCAUAUGCCAAAAGAUUAGAAGCAAAAUAUAAGAGUCUAGAAAAGCGUCAGUGAUUUUUAUUGUACCUAUAAAAUACUGAGAUAAUAGCUACGGUAUUCUGUGAUAAAACAUUUAUGAGAAAUUUAAAAUAUAACAUUACCUAUUAUUCUAUACCA
This is a messenger RNA of Adelges cooleyi (spruce gall adelgid), 705 nucleotides long. It is a transcript of the gene Blos2, whose product is annotated as biogenesis of lysosome-related organelles complex 1 subunit 2. The record is from RefSeq and is a predicted model, not a curated record. The transcript is spliced from 4 exons. Gene Ontology annotation, cellular component: BLOC-1 complex; BORC complex; gamma-tubulin complex. NCBI's taxonomy places the organism in Eukaryota, Metazoa, Arthropoda, Insecta, Hemiptera, Adelgidae. The coding region runs from base 163 to 603 and encodes 146 amino acids. Gene Ontology annotation, molecular function: gamma-tubulin binding. Gene Ontology annotation, biological process: lysosome localization; endosomal transport.